Messenger RNA from Lithohypha guttulata, 1236 nucleotides. RefSeq lists its product as uncharacterized. Gene Ontology annotation, cellular component: mitochondrion. The transcript has a single exon. The record is from RefSeq and is a predicted model, not a curated record. Gene Ontology annotation, molecular function: RNA binding; rRNA (guanine) methyltransferase activity. Lineage: Eukaryota; Fungi; Ascomycota; Eurotiomycetes; Chaetothyriales; Trichomeriaceae. Gene Ontology annotation, biological process: rRNA methylation. The coding region runs from base 1 to 1236 and encodes 411 amino acids.
AUGACGUCCAGCAUCGAGCGUGGUGUACGAAAAGCUGCCCACGCAUUAAAACGAGCCGAACAACGUCGCAUCAAGGAAGGUACUCUGGGUUUUUGGGAAGCAGACGACAAAGAGAAAGUCACUCAAGCAAGAGAACAUGUCAAGAAGCGCCAGCAGGAGAUGGGUGAACAGAAGUCUCGCCUAGAAUGGUUGAGCGAAGACUCAACAUCAGGGCAAUUACAGGUCGAUGAACAUUUGCGUCGUCUCAAGGCCAAAAACGCUGCUAGAUCCCGAGGCAUGUUAGUAGAUGCUCCUACUGCAAUUCCUUACACCGAAGCGACGUCUGAAUUCCUAUACGGCACUUUCGCUGUUCUAGCUGCACUGCAGGCGAAGCGGAGAGCCCUACACAAGCUAUAUCUCUGGUGCGGAGAAGAUGGCAAGCUCAAUGAGGAUGAUAAGGAUAUAACUAGAGUUGUUCGUUUGGCCAAGCUAGCUCAAGUGCCUCUUCUUCGUGUGGCUGGCAAUUGGGACAAAAUGCUAGACAGGAUGUCUGACAGAAGGCCUCAUAACGGUGUUGUACUUGAGGCCGGUCCUAUUCCCAAGGUCUUGGCCAAAGGACUAACUAAGCUCAAGUCAAUAAACAGUCACGUCGAAGUUGAACUUUCUUCUACCAACAAAACUGAAGCAACCGGUAGCCACAAGUUGCCCGUACAAGUACGUCGCAAAAGGUACCCUUUCCUGCUCUGGCUCGAUAAAGUUACCGAUACUGGAAAUAUGGGCGCCAUCCUCAGGUCGGCUUAUUACUUUGGAGUUGAUGCCAUUAUUGUUCCACGCCAUGGCACUGCCCCCCUCUCUGCUGUGACUGUCAAGAGCUCUGCUGGCGCGGCUGAGCAUGUCGAAAUUCUGACCAUUGAUAACGAGAUCCAAUUCAUGCAGCAAUCGCAGCAGAACGGCUGGAAAUUCUUCGCUACCGGUAUUCAGCCGCAGCACAGUCCGACGUCGAUCCCUGCCGAAAGCCCUGACUCAUCAGCUGACCUCUCCAUCGAGUUUGCUCUUGCUUCUCAUCCUUGCGUCCUCCUCCUCGGAAAUGAAGGCACAGGGCUGCGGCCCUUCCUGCAGAAACAAGCCGACCAAACUGUUUCUAUUCAAGGCGCACGCGAUAAAGGACUGAUCGACAGUCUAAAUGUUAGUGUUGCUGCCGCAAUACUGACGAACCGCUUCCUGGUCAACCACAUAUCAUCUGGCAGUACGGCAUGA